Molecule: messenger RNA, 1886 nt
Organism: Dioscorea cayenensis subsp. rotundata (Guinea yam)
Lineage: Eukaryota; Viridiplantae; Streptophyta; Magnoliopsida; Dioscoreales; Dioscoreaceae
Exons: 10
Coding region: 1098-1562 (154 amino acids)
Source: RefSeq, a predicted model, not a curated record
UUCAAAUGCUUGCCACAUUUUGGAGAUUCCUUUUUUGAAUGCUGCUUACACUAUGCUCUAAAGGAAGCUGAUCAAUUUGUUUGGGCUGAUCAUGACAUGGAUCCAGCAUGCGCUUAUAUGCAUUACUCCUGCAUGGAAACUGUCAUACAUUGUUUUUAUUUUUAUAUUUUUCGAAUAAACUGUUAUACAUUCCUAAUCAUGUCCUUGUACUGCCUAUACUAGGUACGUGAUGUGAUUGAUAAGUUGGUUGAAGCUCAGAAAUGGGCUUUGAGGCUGAGUGGUUGUAUUUCUCAAGUCGAAAGUUCCUGAAAUUGCAAUGACAAGCUUAUAGAGAAAGUGUGUAUGCAUGGGGUUAUGAAUUUGCUCAGUUUUGACCCUUCACCUUGUCUUGUGCCUGGGCAUGAUAAACUCAAGCCAUAUGCUGAAGAUGCAAAAAUAUUGGUUCUUGAAAUAGAGUCUGCUCUAUCAUCUCAAGUUCAUAUUGGUGAAUUGGAAUUGUUAUACUCCCGAGCUCUCAAACUUCCGAUUAAUCUAGAGACAACUGGGAAAUUAGCAAAGGAGAUUUCAUCUGCAAAGUUUGGAUGGAAAAUGCUAGAGAAUGCCUCUAGCAGAAAAUGCCUGGCAUUGUUGAGAUGAAAACCUUCACAAACUAAAAUAUGAGAUGCUGCAACUCCAUGCUCGUCUUCGAGAGAUGGAAGAGUUGCUUGAUUUAUGUAAGGAGGUUGAGUCAUUGCAAUUUUAGUGUAAAGAGGUCAUGGAAGGUCCACUUGAACUUACGGUUAUUAACUUAAUAAUGACCUCUAUUUUUUUCUAUGGUAUUACACAUGACACAAUGCUUGUAGGCUUCUUGAUAUUUCGCAUAUUCAGGAACUCGAAGUUUUUCUUUGGAACAUGGAAAGCUUUAUUGUCAAGAUCCUGGAGUUGGAACUUCUGAAGCAAUACUAUCGUGAUGCAUAUUCUUGGAGAUGCCAGCUUGAUGAGUUUUGCAGGGAAUUAUUGAACGGGAAGACCAUGGGAACAUUGUUCGUGAACUCUCUUGCAUAUCGGAGUCUGGGAAACUCUUGAGAAUAAGAGUUGAUGAGUUGUCCCUUGUUGACAUGGAACUAAAGAAGUCCUGUUGCAGGGAGAAAGCAUCUAAGGUUCUUUCAGAGAGGAUGCCAUUUGAUUUUAUCCAACCUCUGUUGCAAGAGGCUUCCCAGUUAGGAAUUACAAAAGAAAAACAAUUUGUGGAUAUUUUUUUAGUGCUUGAAACUGCUAUUUCUUGGGAGGAGAAAGCAAAAUUUCUUCUUGAGCAUGCUGCGCACUUAUCUGAUUUUGACGAGCUGAUUAGGACGUCAGAGAAUAUAUUUUUGAUUCUUCCUUCUCUUCCUCAAGUUAAAAGUGCUGUAUUGGAAGCUCAGUCAUGGAUCAGUAGAUCACAACUUUGUUUGUCUUCUAGCAUUUGUGAUGGUGAUGAGACUGGCUCUUUGCUCAAAGUCGAUGGCCUUCAGGAAUUGGUAAUUCAAUCUAAAGCCUUGAAGGUUCUUUUAGAUGCACCUGAAAAAGCUGCAGGAGAUUCUUAGGGAUAUCUCUAACUGGAAACAUUAUUCAUGCUCCUUAUUAGAAGAUCUGUGGUCAUUGUUAUUUAUGCAUGAUGUUUAUAUCAAAACCGAUGAUCAUCUUUUGGUCACAAUUGAGGAUCUUCUUGGUAAAAUAGUUUCUGCUACUAAAGUUGGGUUGUCCUUGGGGUAUGAGUUUGAAGAGAUAACAAAAUUAGAACACGCUUCAUUGACAUUACAGUGGAGCUUGAAAGCUGUCUUAUUGCUCCAGAGUUCCCUCGAUGAAGGUAACCUCUGAUGUGGUACCCAUGCUUUUUCUAUGUAAUCCUCUGUUUCCCUUCUUUGCAA